This is a messenger RNA of Ustilaginoidea virens, 819 nucleotides long. RefSeq lists its product as uncharacterized. The transcript has 3 exons. The record is from RefSeq and is a predicted model, not a curated record. NCBI's taxonomy places the organism in Eukaryota, Fungi, Ascomycota, Sordariomycetes, Hypocreales, Clavicipitaceae. Bases 1 to 819 code for a protein of 272 amino acids.
AUGGGACUCACGACAUUCACCCCCCGAGUAUCCCGACCAUACCCCAUCCUCCGCCGGGUAUGGCCCCGAAUAUCCAGAAAGGCGACGGCAUGGCUCUUACUCGUCGAAUUUAUCGGCCUAGUACCUAUUCUCGUCAUCUUCGGCCUCGCACAACCCGACAUGUAUAGAUCAGACAUGUGGGCAAUCGGGUUCGCAAACAAGCUCAAUUCAAACCCAAACAUGGUUCUCUAUGCAUACGCCAAUUAUCAGCCGUUGCCCAAGAUUCCUCUCAUCUGGUCACAAACUCUCACCGACUUCAACGUCGCCAUAUCCGUGACCUCGCUCUUUUUCCUUCUUGCCAAACUCAUCGCGGUUAUCAUGAAGGUUUGGUACCCAGUCAUUGCCGUCUUGGUCAACUGUUCCAUGGUGGCUCUCUACACGGUCAGUACCUACGGUCAAAUCGGACCAGAUUAUGCCGACCCUCGGUAUCCCGCCCCGGCGGCAUGGUACUUCCGACAAGGAUGCCAUCUGGCGCGGCAAUACGGUAAAUACAGAACAUGCCAGAUUGCCCAGGCAUCACUCUUUAUCACUCUCUACAUGCUCGUUGUCUAUCUUCUCAAUCUGGGGUUUGCGAUGACUGCCAUGUGGCCCAAUCCGCGGAAUGCCGGAGACGAGAACGAGGACGACCGAGGCUCCGACAGCUCUGACCCCAAGGAACAAAUCAACUGGGAGAUGCAUAGUUUCAAGUCACCCAUGUCGCCCCGCGAGACGCCGUUCACUCCCAGGACGCAAGCUUUCCGCACUCUCGAUCGGCAACUGCCUCCGCGGCAGCAAUGUUAG